CCGCGUCUGAGGAGUGGUUUCGAGAGUCACCACAAAUUGGGUUCAUUUCGUAUUGAAGACAAUCACAGCUAUAAUGACGUGAAUUGCGAGCAAAAUGUCGUCAAAAGCGACGAAGACUUGAAGACAAUCGAGAAAAUGGCGGUCAAUCUGAUGGACGGUUUCGCCGAGUCUUCGGUGAUAACUGACUACAAGUCAUACAAAUCGUUGAAAUGGAAGUACUUCUUAAAGUGGAUCCGAAGGUCGCGAUGUCUGGAGGACAGGCCAUCGGAAGCCUUACCACAGUUUGUCUCAUUCGGUGGUCUCUUCGCAUCACUGCUGAUGACUCCCAAUCUGUGCGAAGACUGGACUCUAUUGGUGUCGAAAUUCAAAGAAACCAUUUUCAUGAAUAAGAUCCGAUUCAGUGAUCACUCGAAGGGUCGGCACUCCAGAGACCAGUCACUCGAGCCAUCGCUCACUCGUGAGACGGCUUUUGUCGAUAAGAACCCAUACUUUGCGGCAAAAGUGACUCAAAUUGUGACCAAAAGUGACGAACAAGUGAUCAAUAGAUCUGUCAAUGAGUUCGAGAAGUGUUUCAAUUGUUUUGAGACUCAAAUCGGCGGACACCGAUUGCUAUUAAUGUCGGAAAUGGAUGCCAUCGACGAAGAGGACAAU
Messenger RNA from Oppiella nova, 651 nucleotides. NCBI's taxonomy places the organism in Eukaryota, Metazoa, Arthropoda, Arachnida, Sarcoptiformes, Oppiidae. The record is from the annotation of a GenBank genome assembly.